UCGCCUGCUGCUAAGAAGACAAGGCUAAGGGUGUCGCAGGCGGCGCCAUGUCAAGGCGUGUGCAUGUACCCGCGCGCAACAUCCUGCCCCAGUGCUUGAAAAAGGAGGAGAAUGAUCUACGAGCUCCAGUGUCUCCCUCUUCGUGACGCGAGUGGUCGCUGCUCGUUGAAAUAUCUAUCCAAGCUGGGAAGAGGCGCGCCCGACUCGAUCCCAACACACAAACCCACCCACCCACACACACACACACAACCACACACACACCACAUACUCAAACCCACCCACACACACACAAACCCACCCACCCACACACACACACACAACCACACACACACCACAUACUCAAACCCACCCACCCACACCCACACCCACACACACACACACACACCCACACGGUGAGCCACGAUGAACACCAGGCUGUCCUUACUCAUGGUUUUUCUAAAGUCAUUGUUGCCCGCGCCCGGAGCCUCCCUCAGCCCAGGCCAGGACCCACUCUGCCCCGCCAAUACCACCAUCUUGGGGGAUGAUGAAUGGGCGAUCAUUUACACCUGGCAAAAUGUGACGCACGACUGGGGCAAGUUCUUGUUCGUGCACCCCGAUCCUGGCUUCAAGGGGGUUAGGCUCGUGGCGGCGGGCGAUGGCUGGCAGCAGGACGCCUGGUUCACGCUGGACAACACUUGCUUCCCUCUGGACGCACGGUGGUGGUGGUUGCGGGGAGGUGUAUGGAAAAGGAGGAACGAUGACAACAACAAUGAUGGCAUUCUUGACUUUGAUGUACAGACUGGUGAUUGUUAUCUUAGGUGCCGCAGAACAGGCCACUUCCUUAAUGCCAUGAAUGUUACUGUUGUGGCUCACGGGCCCUCAAGGUGGAGAUUAUCGCACCCGUGGCCAUGCACUGUAGAAGGAUACAAACAAGACAGAUACUCAUGGAUAAACUGCACCUCCCACCCCACCACCACCACCACCACCCCUACCACCACCACCACCACCACCGCCACCACCAUCGCCAUCAUAGUCGUGCCGGUGAUGAUUGGUGUUGCUGUUGUUGUUCUGCUAGUGGUGCUGACGAAGUGUUACUGGCAGCGAAGGGAAAAUCCAGUGCCCCGCGUGCCGACGCGGCGUGGACUGGCCGCCUCCUGGCGCGUCGGUGGCGAGGAAGCGGUCAGCGACAGCCACGUGGAGCCGCCCACGGGCCCCACCGUCCUCCCGCGCGUGGCGCCGCGGCAGCAGGAGCACAUCUUCGACGACGACGACGAGGAGCACAUCUACGACGAGUUCCCCGACCCUCUAAUCUGCCAGCAGAUCCCCGAGCCUCCAAUCUACGAGGAGAUCCCCGGGCCUCCAAUCUACGAGAAUGUCUCCGAGCCUCCAAUCUACGAGAAUAUCUCCGAGCAUCCACCCAGCGACAAGGCCGAAAACUUAGACUCCGAUGAUGAUGCUUACCUCACACCGAGGCGAGGCCCCCCGGGCACACCCUCAGGGCACCGACCCACCCACGAGGCCGAAAACUUAGACUCCGAUGAUGAUGCUUACCUCACACCGAGGCGAGCACCCAUGGGCACACCCUCAGGAAUUACAGAGGGCUGA
Eriocheir sinensis (Chinese mitten crab) is the source of this 1584-nucleotide messenger RNA. RefSeq lists its product as uncharacterized. The record is from RefSeq and is a predicted model, not a curated record. The transcript has 3 exons. The coding region runs from base 403 to 1584 and encodes 393 amino acids. NCBI's taxonomy places the organism in Eukaryota, Metazoa, Arthropoda, Malacostraca, Decapoda, Varunidae.